CGUCCGUUUCUUAUUAUGGAUUGCACGAGAAUUCCCAUGAAAGCACCCCCAUUACCUAUAGAUCCCGUUCCUAUCAAUUUCGUCUUCAUGUUUCCAUUAAUUCAUCCCUCCAGAUUCGAUCGAGCUACUGCUAGAUUUUCUGGUAUUUUUUAAUCCUAUCAGACAGUGUACAUCAAUCUCAGGCAAGGGAGGAGAUUGGGUUUGACGCCUUCGUUUCCGUUGCGAGAACGGCGGAAUCGAAGACGGGCUGUUAAGAGGAGUUGCGUUGUGUUUUGUAUUUGGGUCAAUGUUUAGAUGUUGCACUUCGAUUCCUGAAGACUGGGCUGAUCCUGAUGCGCUUUACCCGAUUAAGCCGGAUUGCCGUGAGGAUGUUCCUGUUUCUCAUUUCAAGCCGACGCCUGGGAAAACACUUAGUGAAAGAAGAUGGCAGUCAUCCUUUUCUGAGGAAGGUUAUUUGGAUAUAGCUAGAGUUCUUAGACGAAUACAAAGAGGGGGUGUUCAUUCAAACAUAAAAGGAGAAGUCUGGGAGUUUUUGCUUGGGUGUUACGAUCCUAAAAGUACUUUCAAUGAGCGAACUCAAUUAAGAGAAAAACGAAGGUUAGAAUAUGAGAAGGUCAAGUCAAAAUGCCAGGAAAUGGAAAAGAGAGUUGGCAGUGGAAGAAUAGUUGUGGCACCUAUCAUUACCGAAGAUGGCCAGCCUAUCGUCAAUCCUUCAAGUAAUGGUGCUAAUUCAGGCGAGGAAGUAAAAUCAAAUGAAGUAGAUUCAUCAAUACCAGAAAAUAGAAAUGAUAGUAUAAAUCUGGACAAAGAGGUCAUUCAAUGGAAACUUACCUUACAUCAGAUUGGUUUGGAUGUUGUUCGUACAGACCGCUCACUUCUUUACUAUGAGAGCUCAGAGAAUCAAGCAAGGCUAUGGGAUGUUCUUGCAGUCUAUUCAUGGAUAGAUAGGGACAUUGGUUACUGCCAAGGAAUGAGUGAUCUUUGUUCGCCUAUAAUACUUUUAAUUGAAAACGAGGCAGAUGCUUUUUGGUGCUUUGAACGUCUAAUGCGUAGAGUGAGAGGAAAUUUCAAAUGCACAUCUAAUACUAUUGGAGUUUGGGCUCAGUUGACAUUACUUUCUUCUGUUAUAAAAAUUCUUGAUCCGAAGCUCCAUGAACACAUAGUGAAUCUAGAUGGAGGGGAAUAUUUAUUUGCCUUUAGAAUGCUGAUGGUCCUUUUCCGCAGGGAGUUCUCAUUUGUUGAUGCAUUGUACCUUUGGGAGCUCAUCUGGUCUAUGGAGUACAAUCCCCAUCUUUUCACCAUCUACGAAGCCAAUGCUUCUCCUAAUAGAAACCAAGACAAAUCGCAAAAUGAAGACUUGAUGAAAUAUGGAAAGUUUGAGAGGAAGUGUCUCAAGUCAGGUCAGAAAGAUCAACAGGCCAAUAUGUCCAUAUUUCUAGUAGCUAGCAUUCUUAAGGCCAAGAACAAACGGUUACUGCUGGAGGCAAAGGGUCUAGAUGAUCUAGUGAAGAUGUUGAAUGGCAUAACUGGUGAAUUGGAUGCAAAGAAAGCAUGCAAUGAAGCAUUGAAACUUCACGUGAAGUACUUGAACAAGACAAAGACUACUUAGAAAGCCAAAGACCAGCAAAUACUGUCUCAAACAAGUUAUUUUGCAACACACAAAGAAAAACACCUACAAAGGAUUCCAUCUUUGCUCGAGUUUUCUUGUUCGAGUUUUGUUGUUUGCUUGUUUUUUUUUUUUUAAUUCUUUCCGUUUGGCAUGUCAUCCAAUGCCAAUGGAGCGAGAGAUUUGAUUGUAUUUGUAUGGGCCAUUGCUUGUUGAAUCACAUAAGUCACUUGUGCUGUCUAUUAUUUGAGAAAAUUGAGUCCUAUGAAUCUCAUGAUGCUUGUUCCCAUUA
Molecule: messenger RNA, 1898 nt
Organism: Zingiber officinale
Lineage: Eukaryota; Viridiplantae; Streptophyta; Magnoliopsida; Zingiberales; Zingiberaceae
Product: rab GTPase-activating protein 22-like
Exons: 12
Coding region: 287-1609 (440 amino acids)
Biological process (GO): activation of GTPase activity
Molecular function (GO): GTPase activator activity
Source: RefSeq, a predicted model, not a curated record